This is a messenger RNA of Aspergillus melleus, 960 nucleotides long. Its product is annotated as intradiol ring-cleavage dioxygenase. NCBI's taxonomy places the organism in Eukaryota, Fungi, Ascomycota, Eurotiomycetes, Eurotiales, Aspergillaceae. Gene Ontology annotation, molecular function: ferric iron binding; oxidoreductase activity, acting on single donors with incorporation of molecular oxygen, incorporation of two atoms of oxygen. The transcript is spliced from 2 exons. The record is from RefSeq and is a predicted model, not a curated record. The coding region runs from base 1 to 960 and encodes 319 amino acids.
AUGCACUUCUUUAAAUUCUUGCUAAUAAUAACUUCUCUCUUCUGUUCAACCAUUGCGCAUCGGGGACCCCAUCCCAGGGCAAGCAAAGCCGAUCUCAUCCGCCGAGGAAAGCUAGCUCACCGUUGCUCCAGUCACGUUGCGCGCUUCAACGAAAAGCGAUGGGAACAGAAUCUCACCAAGCGCUCGGAUUCCGCCGCCACAUACCAAAUUACGACCGAGGCUCCCUACUACGAUGCCAUCCACAAUGACACUUGUGUUCUCUCUGCGGAUGUCACUUCCGGUCCGUAUAUCUGGCCACGCUCACAGACCUUACGUCAGGACAUGAGUGAGGGCCAGCCAGGUAUUCCAUUGUGGCUAGACAUUGGGGUCAUGGAUAUGGCGACUUGUGCGCCUCUCGAAGGCGUACUAGUGGAUCUUUGGCACUGCAAUGCGACCGGCAGUUACUCGAGUUUUACUGGUAUACCGGCGGACAUAACCUAUGGUCAAUAUGUGAAGCAGGAGAACUUGACCAAUGUGAAGUUCGGCGUCACCGAUUUGCAUACUGAUAACACUACCUUUUGUCGUGGAAUGUGGCCAACCAAUGGCAAUGGCAUUACGGAACUGAAAACGAUUUUCCCUGGGUUCUACGCUGGAAGGGCGAUUCAUGUUCAUGUCCAAAUCCACACCGAUUGGUCUAUCCGCGAAAACGGCACCAUGGCCCACGGAAAUACCGUGAGUACGGGGCAGCUGUACUUCGAAGAGAACCUAGUAGAGAGGAUCAUGGCCGAGGAGCCUUAUGUACUCCACACAGGAGUACAUCGUGUCACCAAUGGCGAAGACCACGGGAUUUCGAGGAGCUUCGAAGGAGGUUUCAGCCCAAUGAUCUCCGUGGUUCCAGUUGAUGGCAAGGAUGUCACCAAAGGAAUGGUCGGAUACAUCACUCUCGGGGUUGAUACGGAGGCAGUCCAAUCGAAGACUUGA